AUACUCCUCCCUCCAUGCAUUUUUAUUUAUCCGUUUAAUUUGGCACAUUUGUAAGAAGUAAUUCAUAAAAUGAUAAUUUUGCUAUGUCACUCUUUUUGUAAAUUCAAUAUUUGAGAAAUGAUUAUAGUUAAUAAGAACAGUAAAUUAGGAACUAAGUGAUAUUUUGUCUUGAUUUUGCAAACUGAAUAAGUAAAAGUGGACAUUUAUUUUUGAUAUAGUGGAUAAGUAAAAUUUGACGGAGGGAGUAUAAAUAAGAAAUCCAUGCCAACCUCAUAUAUACCUCAUAUUUCCUUGAUCAUAGCUAUUAGUUCCUUUAGCUUUAAUGGAGUCACCAAUAUCAGUAUCACUAGAACUUAUUAAUGAUGAUAAGCCUCAAGUGGAAGAAGAACUAAUUUCUUUAUCUUCAUCUAUGGCUGAGACAAGUACAAGACCUCUUUCAAGAAGUACAACUGGUCAUCAUUUUGUUAUGGGGAAACAUCGUAUGGCUGCUGCUAUUACUUCUCUCGAUCAGCAAAUCCAAUUUAUUCAGGAAGAAUUGGACAAGCUUGAAUCAUAUGGAGAGGCCUCCAUAGUCUGCAAAGAAUUUCUUUCAGUCGUAGAAGCCAAACCAGAUGCUCUGCUUCCAGUGACCAAAGGACCAUCAGAUGUUAAAUGGGAUAGAUGGUUUCAAGGAGCCAAUGGGUCAAGACGUAACAGACGCUGGAUCUGAAUUCCUAAUUGUCUCAUCGAAAUAUCAAAGAUAUUUAAUAAAACAUCUGGAUUAUCCUUCUUAUAUAUAUACAAUCUCAGAAAAUUUUAUUUGUAUAUUUUCUUUUU
Lycium barbarum (goji berry) is the source of this 816-nucleotide messenger RNA. RefSeq names its product guanine nucleotide-binding protein subunit gamma 2-like. Bases 323 to 709 code for a protein of 128 amino acids. Lineage: Eukaryota; Viridiplantae; Streptophyta; Magnoliopsida; Solanales; Solanaceae. The transcript is spliced from 4 exons. Gene Ontology annotation, biological process: G protein-coupled receptor signaling pathway. The record is from RefSeq and is a predicted model, not a curated record.